GCACUGACUGGCACUGAUAUGCGGCACUGAUUGGCAGCACUGAUAGGUGGCACUGACUGGCAUUGAUAGGCAGCUCAGAUGAGCACUGAUAUGUAGCAUUGAUGCGCACUGGUAGGCACUGAUAUGUGGCAUUGAUGAGGCACUGAUGGGCACUGGCAGGUGGCAUUGAUGAGCACUGACAGCUGGCAUUGAUGGGCACUGACAGGUGGCACUGCUGGGGCUACACUGAGCAUCAGGGCACACUGAUCAACAGUGCCCUGAUGAUCAGUGUACAUGUCCCCUCUGAUGAAUGCCGAUUACCGGCUCUCCUCUCCUCACGAGCUGUCAGUGACAGCUGCUGUGAUUGGACACAGCUG
Molecule: messenger RNA, 356 nt
Organism: Staurois parvus
Lineage: Eukaryota; Metazoa; Chordata; Amphibia; Anura; Ranidae
Source: the annotation of a GenBank genome assembly